AUCUAGAAGGCAUCAAUGGCAUCCGAGAACGUGUAUGUCGAGCAUUGUAAAGGCAUCAAUGACCUCGACAAGGUCAUCUUGAGGGAGAAUCGCGGUGUCUCUGCUGAGGUGUAUCUCUAUGGAGGCCAAGUCACGUCUUGGAAGAAUGAACGCAGGGAACAGUUGCUUUUCCUUAGUAGUAAGGCUAUUUUUCAGCCACUAAAAGCUAUCCGUGGAGGUAUACCAAUCUGUUUUCCUCAAUUUGGGAAUAUUGAUUCUCUUGAGCAACAUGGAUUUGCAAGAAAUCGAUUAUGGAGUGUUGAUCCUGAUCCACCACCAUGUUCAUCACAUGCUUCUGCCAGGGCAUUCGUUGACUUAAUUCUUACUCACUCUGAAGAAGAGUUGAAGAUCUGGCCUCACAGGUUUGAGUUUCGGUUGAGGGUAGCUCUGAGUCCUGCUGGUGAUUUGAUGUUGACUUCCCGCAUUAGAAAUACAAACACUGAUGGGAAGUCAUUUACAUUUACAUUUGCCUAUCAUACCUAUUUUUCCGUCUCUGAUAUCAGUGAAGUGCGAGUGGAAGGACUAGAGACACUGGAUUAUUUGGAUAACCUGCAGAACAGGGAGCGGUUCACUGAACAAGGGGAUGCAUUAACAUUUGAAUCAGAAGUGGAUAAAAUAUACCUCAGUACACCAACAAAAAUUGCCAUCCUGGACCAUGAAAGGAAGCGAACAUUCGAGUUGCGAAAGGAUGGACUACCCGACGCUGUUGUGUGGAAUCCCUGGGACAAGAAAGCUAAGGCAAUGGCUGAUUUCGGUGAUGAGGAAUAUAAGCAUAUGCUUUGUGUAGAGGCUGCUUGUGUGGAGAAGCCCAUCACCUUGAAACCUGGUGAAGAGUGGAAAGGAAGGCAGGAGAUCUCGGCUGUUCCUUCGAGUUACUGCAGUGGACAUAUUGACCCGCGUAGAGUAACCUUCACUGGUUAAACACCGGCUUCUUCUUCAGCAUCCCCUGUACAGUUAUAAUCGUAAGAUCCAUAUCCGUACUCCUUCAACUGGCUCCUCGGGUGCAAAGCAUUUCGUUACAGAUUGUCUCUGUCCCCAAAUUUUAGUAUAAAGAGUGGUACUUUUGCAAGAUCAGUUUCUUUGGAUGU
Messenger RNA from Hibiscus syriacus, 1127 nucleotides. Its product is annotated as putative glucose-6-phosphate 1-epimerase. Bases 16 to 960 code for a protein of 314 amino acids. Gene Ontology annotation, biological process: carbohydrate metabolic process. The record is from RefSeq and is a predicted model, not a curated record. The transcript has 8 exons. Lineage: Eukaryota; Viridiplantae; Streptophyta; Magnoliopsida; Malvales; Malvaceae. Gene Ontology annotation, molecular function: carbohydrate binding; isomerase activity.